AUGAAUGAUGAUCUUCAGUCCUCUAUAUUACUUGCGAUACGGUCUAGAUUUCCCAGUUAAACGUGAAAGAUCCGUGAGAAUAAUGUGUGGAACGUACUACGACGAGAACAGAAGGCAGCAGACUCGCAAUCGAUCCUUUCUUGCCCUUCUCAUCAUUUCAGUCAAACAUAAUAAGUACGUUGACCCUCGUCUUUCUUUGGAUGCCCCAUUGACCCCCAACAAACAUUCGAACUUAUCACGUCAGUUGGCACGCGCGCGCUCGAGAGAGAGAGAGAGACAGAGGCCUACGGUCUGGGCUUUAUUGGUCAGCCAACAGCUCUAAUCGUCUCACUCUUGUAUGAUGAUCUUGGAAAUAUGUUUACUACACUAAUGCCUUCUAAAUGAGUUCGGUAUUUAGUCUAACCUGGUGUGAACAAUAAAUUGCAACUGCUUGCAAAAAUUAUGGAAGAAAGUUGAUCCGAAAAUAAUCAGAUUAUAUAACAUUUAAAAAUGAAAGCAGUUGCCAUUGCAUGUCGUGUUUCAAAGGCGAUACUUAUAGGGACCUUUCAAAACAAGAAUUUAAUCUGGACGACAACAAUAGCCUUUGCCCACAACACCGUAAAAAUUUAUAGAAAAUUAUUUUCUGGUGCGAGAAUCAUAAAUAUUUUAGGACAUAUCUGAAAACACAAAUAUCUAUUCAAAUCCAUCAUGAAUACAAAGAUUCUCAAGCUUCUCAUAAAACAAGAUCGAUGCUACGGGAUAGAAUGCUCACCACCUCUAGCGUUUGCUUCCAUAUUUUACGAUUUCUCUAUCCAAUAAACAAACUUUCCUCUAAUAACGUUUCGUCAAUAAAUAUUUUUCAAUUCUUCACUUAAAUUAUUUUGAAAUCACAGUGAUCAUUGUUGGGUACUAAUUAUGGCUACUCUCAGCCUAUUAUAUUUUGGUUUUACUUCUGAUAUUAUUGAGGAGUCUAAUAGACCUAGAUUAAAAAAAUCUUAGAAAUGUUUAAUGAUCUUAAAUGGUAUAUCCUAUACAUUUUAGUUCAAGAUACAAAUGUGAAAUUAUUAUUCAUUGAUAUCAAAACUUUCUUGCAUAAUCAUGCACAUCACAUGAGUUCAAACAUUGAUUCUAAUAUCAAAUAAUUUUACUUAUCAUGGAUUAAAUGUAUUAAUCAUCAAAGUUUUUUUCUAAAUUCAAUUAGGAUACUAAUCAAGAAUAUUUAUUUCAAAAAUAUCAUAAUAUUAAUCAACUGCUCAUAAUUCCAUUAAUCAACUGUCACGUUCAUCUUUGAGCUAGCCUUCUAAGGCAGUGCUUAUUUUUGUUGCACCAUCUUGGAAUUAAAAAUCAUUAUAUGAACCAUUUUGCCUGAGUAAAUUUCUCAACUCAUUAUUAUUGUAAAAACCAUAACAAAGAAAUUAUUUUAAUUUUUUAAAAAAAUUCUCAUUGCAAAUAUCUUUCUAAGAAGUGUUAAACGACUAUUUAUGGGUCACCAUUUUUCCUCUAAAACUAUUUUACUAAUUUUGAAGCAAAACUGUUUGACUAUUUAAACAAUAAUUUCAGCCAUAACUAUUGACCAUUUUUUCUUUGAAAAAAUGGCACAUCUGAACAUAUAAUUCAAAUCUUAUGAAAUUAGAAAACUACUCCUUAUACAUAUUGCCAUGAUCAAAAAAAUAUAGGCUCAUAAAACCAUAGAUGAGAUACUUACCAAUAAACUCAAUUGAAACAGUGCCCCACAGCUGUCAAAGUCACAUGGGGUUGAAACACGAGAGUUCUGGAGGGAACUCCUCUCAGAGGGAAAGUAAGCGGAGAGGCAAACUCGCUUGAGGGGUGACGUGACUCAGUCGUUGUAUAUUAAAUCACGCAGAUCUAAAAUUUAUAAAACUAGAAAAUACGAAUUUCUAGAUAUUUAGAAGUAUUUAUAAAUAAAUAUAUCAAUUAUAAUUUAAUAAAAGUUCCAAAAAUAGCGAUAAUUUCCCAGGUCGAUCACAGGGAUGUAAUAUAAUAUUUUGUAAUUAUUCAGAGUUUUUCUCAAUGAAUACGAUUUUCUAUGAAUUUUAUACUAGGAAAUGAAAAGGAAAUAUAUUUAAAAUUCACGAAAAAAAAGAGGAAAUAAGGGUGCGGACGACAGGAUGACGUCAGCGCCCGGCGAACGCGAAUCGGGCGGAAACAGAGUUCCGCCCGGCGAUUAAAAGCCGGAAGAAUCGUAAUUGAACGAAGUAUAGUUUGGUAAAUUAAAAUCACACAAAGUAUCACUAAAUAAAGCGUAAAUUAAAUUGAAAGCAGGAAACCAGAGUUCCGGCGUCGCGACGGCGAUGCGUCGGCGAUGCACCGGAAUCCUGAGCGUUCGGGAGGAUCGUCGUGCAGUGUCCACGGCCUCGAAGGCUCUCCUUGGACAAAGACGACGUGGGCAAUCUCUAGAUCUUCUCGCGAAGUCUAGAGAUCAAUGAAGUGGGUCGUCGAAUCGUCUCCGGCGGCUGUCACCCGGCGGAGCGGAAAAACGGCGACUUUGCGGCUCUCCGGCGGCUGUCACCCGACGGAGAGGAGCUGGAUGGAGGUGGGGCGCGUGUUAGGGAGCUUCAUCCUCAGGUCCGCGCAGCAAGGGGAGGCUCUUCAUCGCAUCUGGUACGCUCUCAGGAGGUGGCGACUCGUCUCCCGGCGGAUCGUCCUCUUCCCGACGACGGCUUGUUCGUCGAUCAAUCGGAGAUGAUUUACUCGAUGGAUUGCGAUCCUUUUAUCGCGAAUCGUUCAACAAUUUUAGUAGCAAUGCUCCGCGAAUCGCGUUGACGAGAUUUUCGCCGAUGAUCCAGCGAUUCCGGUUGCUUAAUCCUUCACCGGCGAUCUGCAGGAAAGUCGCGAUAAUCAGUUAAAAAUAUAUGAAUUUUGACUCUGGGAGGAUUCGAACCCGCGGCGGUCGCCCGCCCCUGAGCAAGGUGUGACGCGGGUUUAGUCCCACAUCGGUUGUGCGCGGAUUAUUCGGGCGAAUAUAUAGUAAAGUUAGCUUUCUAGGCAAAGUCCUCUUGCGUGUACGACCACUCCUUGCCCCACAGCCGGCUGGCCACCGGUGACGUGGAAGGGGAGUGGCGCACACGUGCCCCUAUCGAUCCAAGCAAGCCGCUCGAACCCCUGCUCGCGGCUACUCCCCGACUACGCUUCCGACCCGCUUGCGGGCCCGGCUGGCCGGCGGGUCCCCCCAUUUUGCAAUAUUUUUAUUUUUAUUUCUUGUUCUUCAUUUAUCUCAAAACUAAGACUGUAAAAAUCGUAUAAAAUCACAUAAUUACCCAAAAAUUCAUGUUAAUCAACUGAAAACCACUUUUCAUGCUUUAACACAAAUAUAAGUCUAUUUAUCAUGAGUUAAGGCUAAAACUAUAUUAUUUACUAAUUAUUAACUCAUGAUAAUGAAGACUUAUCACACCCCCCAACUUAAAUCAUUGCUAGUCCCUUAGCAAUGGAAUUACGAAAAUAAAAAUUUACAAAUCUCAAACAUCAUAUUUCAAUACAGAAAAGAAAUACAAUUAGAAAUGAUGCACCUUUAAACACUUUGGAUUCUUAUAUCAAGUAUUUAAGAAUGAUGUCAAGCACUUAAAUGUUUAAACACUCCUUGGAAUAACAAUCUAGACUUCACUUCUUCUAUUCACAUCUUUAUCACUUCUUCACUCAUAGAUGUAUUUACAAGAUGUUCCAAUUAUCAAUACUCAUCUAAGAAUAAUAUUGAUCUUACAUUUCCCUUUUUCUAUGACUUGAUUUUUGAAGUUUGCACUAUAUUUCUUCCUUCUUUUUUUUUUUUAUAUAUAUAGUGGAUAAGUAGCUUUUCCUGUAGACAAAUUUCGACAAUAAGAAUGAUGUCUCACACCCUCCAUGUGUACUCUUCAUUUUCAGGGCUUUCACUUUAUCCACUUAUUUUUCAGCAAGUGUUUUUCUAUGCACGAUUUUCGACAAUGAGAAUGAUGUCUUACACCCUCCAUGUGUACUCUUCGUUUCUAGAUUUUUCACAUUGCUCUCUUUUUUUUUUUUUUUGAAAUAAGUGAUUUCUCCUCACAAGUCCUAUAGAUCAGGGUGCAAAAAUCUCCAUUAAACUCAAAUGAUCAAUCAAAUUUUCACAUCAAGUAAAUAUUAUCCAUCAAGAUCAUGAAGUGAAAAUCUGUAAAAUCAAAUCCGUGUUAUCUAUCAUGUAUCCAAGGAGUAUUCCAACAUUUCAUGCUACUAGAUCAUUCUUUUGACUCAAUAAUAAUCUUCCUAGUAUCUUUUGGUAUCAAUCAAUCUAAUUGAUUUAAUUUUUCAUGCAUGCAAUAUGAUGUAAGGAAUUUGUAAAUUAGAUAGUUCUGACAGUUCUGUUUUCUGUUUUCAGUUCUAUUUUAGCAGCAAUAAAUUUGUCAAAAAUAAAUCAAAACUAUCUUCUUUAUAGCUGUAAUUUCGAAUUUCAGUAAUAUAUGUCUAGGGGAUUGAAAUGUGAGAAAAGGGUCUCUAUAAUUUCAAAUUUCGGGUUGUUUUUUCAUCUGCUGUUUUUGACAGUCUAUUGUUCCUGACAGAAAACCAGAAAAUAGAUGUUGCAGUUUUUCCGAAUUCGGUGAUUUUUUUUAUUUUUUUUUUAGUUGCUGUUCUAAGUUGAAUAAAAUGCAAACACAUGUUCUUAAUCGUCCUACAGCAUAAAUUAAUAAUGAAUACUUCCCCCCCGACUUAAAAAUGACAUUGUCCUCAAUGACACAAAAAAAAAAUCGAAACAGAAUAUGCAGAAAAUAUAAUUUUCAAGUUAAGCAUUAAAAAUAUUGUCAUAAAUGAUAAAGCUCAGAAAGACAUCACCUCAACCUCGUUUUUAAUUUUCCACUUCAUCUUACACACCUCCUCCUGCACUUCUUCGAAAAAAAACAAAUACAGAAACAAGUACUGCGAAAUUCUAAGAAAAAUAGAGCUUAAAAAAAAUCAAACAGAAUGAAAUAAAAACCAUGGGUUGCCUCCCAUGCAGCGCUGAAUUUAAUGUCUCCAGCUGGACUCCUUGAUCUUACUCUUGAAUUUCUUUUAAUAAUAAAAUUUCUUUUUUUGCAAGGCGUUCAUGUUCUAUGUAAUGUUUAAGCCGCUGUCCAUUUACCUUAAAGUUAUGAUCACUUUUAGGAUCUUUAAUCAUUACAGCCCCAUGAUCAUAUGUCUCUUCCACCACAUAAGGCCCUUUCCAUUUUGAUUUUAAUUUUCCUGGGAAUAAUUUCAGCCUAGAAUCAUAUAACCACACUUUUUGUCCAACAUCAAAUUUUUUUCUGCUAAUGUAUUUAUCAUGAAAAGUUUUAGUUUUUUCUUUAUAUAUUCUAUGAUUUUCAUAAGCUUCAUUCCUCAACUCCUCUAGUUCAUGUAACUGAAAAAUUCUAUGCCCACCAGCUGAUUUUUCAUCCAUACAUAAAUUUUUUAUAGCCCAUAAUGCUUAAUGCUCUAUUUCCACAGGAAGAUGACAUGGCUUUCCAAAAAUGAGACGAAAUGGGGACAUACCUAUGGGAUUUUUAUAAGCUGUUCUAUAAGCCCAUAAUGCAUCUUGUAAUUUCGUGGGCCAAUCUUUCCUAUCUGGUCUAACUAUUUUUCUCAAAAUUCUCUAAAUUUCCCUAUUUGCUACUUCAGCUUGCCUAUUUGUUUGGGGAUGAUAUGGAGUGGCUACUCUAUGGUGUACUCCAUUCUUUUUCAACAGUUAUCUGAAAUUUUUAUUUGUAAAAUGUGUUCCUCCAUCACUAAUAAUCACUCUAGGACAUCCAAAUCUCGAAAAAAUAUUUUCCUGCACAAAUUUCAUCACGAUUUUAUGAUCAUUAGUUCUAGUAGGAAUAGCUUCCACCCACUUCGACACAUAAUCAACAGCAAGCAAAAUAUAUUCAUAUUUUUCAGCUGAUGGGAAGUGACCCAUGAAAUCUAUUCCUCAUACAUCAAAAAUUUCGACUACUAACAUGUUACUCAUGGGCAUUUCAUCUUUUUUACUCAUGUUACUUAUAGAUUGGCAUGAAAUACAUGUUCUACUAAAUUCUAUAGAAUUUCUAAUGAUUGUAGGCCAAUAAAAACCACACUGAAAAAUUUUUGCAGCUGUUUUUCGUCUAGAGAAGUGUCCUCCACAGUUAGAUGAAUGGCACAUGUUAAUAAUGCUAUGGUAUUCUUCUUCAAGAACACAUCUCCUUAAAAUUUGAUCAUUGCCCAAGUAAUAUAAAUCAGGAUCAUGCCAAAAAUAAUUUCUAAUCUUAGAAAAGAAAUGAUUUUUUCUGUUCUUAUCCCACUAUUCUGGAGUUUUUCCAGAAACCAGAAAAUUAACAAUAUGUGCAUACCAUGGUGAUGGUUGAUGUUGAGCUGCCAUCAAUUGUUCAUCUAGAAAUGCGUCUUGUAAAGGUGCUGCAUUUAUUCCCGUGUCACUUAAUCUAGAAAGAUGGUCAGCAACAGCAUUCUCGAAACCUUUUUUAUCUUUUAUUUCUAAGUCAAAUUCCUGCAACAAUAAAAUCCAUCUUAAUAAACGUGGCUUUGCAUCUUUCUUAUUUAACAGAUAUUUUAAUGCUGCAUGAUCAGUAUAAAUAAUAAUUUUAGCUCCCAAAAUAUAUGAUCUAAACCUUUCUAACGAAAAUACUACAGCUAACAACUCUUUUUCAGUCGUGGUAUAAUUUAAUUGAGCAUCGGAUAUAGUUUUACUAGCAUAUGAAAUUACUAUGGGUUUUGACUCUUUUGUUUGUCCUAGAACGGCCCCCACUGCAUAAUUCGAUGCAUCACACAUUAUUUCAAAGGGAAGGGACCAAUCAGGAGCUUGUAAAAUGGGUGCCUCAGUAAGUAAUCUUUUUAUUACGGAAAAAGACUCAAAACAUUUCUCAUCAAAAUUAAAAGGCAUAUCUUUAGAUAAUAGCAUGGUGAGAGGUUCAGAAAUCUUCGAAAAAUCUUGAAUAAAUUUUCUGUAAUAACCUGCAUGACCCAAGAAAGAUCUAAUCUGUUUUACUGAAUUUGGAGGUUUCAUUUUAGAUAUAAUAUCAAUUUUUGCUCUAUCCACCUCUAAACCCCUUUUACUCACAAUAUGACCCAACACAACUCCCUCUUUAACCAUAAAAUGUGAUUUCUCCCAACUCAAAACUAAUUUUUUCUCUAUGCAUUUCUCAAGUACAUGCUGUAAAUGAUUUAAGCAUUCAUCAAAUGAUUCGCCAAAAACAGAAAAAUCGUCCAUAAAAAUUUCCAUGCAUUUUCCAAUCAUAUCAGAAAAAAUAGACAGCAUACAUCUUUGAAAUGUGGCUGGAGCAUUACACAGACCAAAAGGCAUGCAUUUAAAAGCAAAAGUACCAAAUGGACAAGUGAAAGUUGUUUUUUCUUGAUCUAAAGGGUUUAUAUAAAUUUGAUUAUAACCAGAGUAUCCAUCCAGAAAACAAAAAAAGUUUUUUCCAGCUAAUUUUUCUAGAAUUUGAUCAGUAAAUGGUAGGGGAAAAUGAUCUUUUCUAGUAACUGAAUUUAAUUUUCUAUAAUCAAUGCAAACUCUCCAACCGGUAGUUAGUCUUGUUUGUAUUUCAUCCCCAUUUUUGUUUUUUAUAACCGUAAUCCCUGAUUUUUUUGGCACUACUUGUGUAGGACUAACCCAUUUGCUAUCUGAAAUAGGAUAAAUAAUAUCAGCAGCCAGCCACUUUAAAAUUUCCUUUUUUACAAUUUCCAUCAUGUUAGGAUUUAAUCUUCGUUGUGGUUCCCUACUAGUUCUAGCCCCCUCCUCUAAAUAUAUACUAUGCAUGCAUACACUCAUAUCAAUGCCCCUUAGAUCGUCCAUUUUCCAGCCCAUAGCUUUCUUAUUUUUUCGAAGUACAUCUAAUAAUUCUUCUUCCUAUUCAUCACUCAAAUCAGCUGCAAUAAUAAUAGGAAAUGAAUUAUUUUCCUCCAAAAACAUAUAUUUUAAACUAGAGGGAAGAGGUUUCAACUCUAAAUUCAGAUGAUCUUCCUCUUUCUUUUCUUCUAAAUUUAUAUUCUCUAUUUCCUCUAAUUCUUUCAGCACAUAGUCAUCAAUAACAUCUGGAUCAUCAAAAUCAUCUAGAAGAUCUAUGGUAUGACAAUCAUAUACUUGGGAUUUCUUAAUAUCAUUUGAUAUCUCAAAAAUUUUAAUUUCUACUGAUUGAUCUCCACAUGAAAUUUUCGCAAUACCUAUGGGAAAAUCAAUAUUCAUCUUUGCUGUAUGCAAAAAUGGUCUCCCUAAGAUGAUUGGUGUAUCAUAAAACUGUCCAUUAAAAUCCAUUUCCAGUACUACGAAAUCAGCUGGAAAUUUACACCCUUUAACUGUCACUAUCACAUUUUCUAAAAUACCUUUAGGAUGUUUUAUGGAUCUAUCAGCAAAUUGUAAGGUAACAGUAGAAGGUUUAAGAUCAGAAAUAUUAAAUUUAUCACAAAUACUUGCAGGUAAUAAAUUAAUGCUAGCACCGGUGUCAAGUAAUGCAUUCUGAAAAAUGAAUCCACCAAUAUCACACGAAAUCAAAGGGGCACCUGUAUCUCUCAAUUUAUAUGGUAAUUGAUUUAAUAAUAAUGCACUAGCAUGCAUAGAUAAUUUUUCUACUCUAGGUGCCCUUUUUGGUGUACACAUUUCUUUCAAAACUCUAGCAUAUUCAGGAAUAUGUUCAAUGGCAGUAAGUAAAGAAAGACUAAUUUGCACAUCUUGUAAAAUUUUCUUUAUUUCUUCAUUGUGUUCCUUUUUCUUUCUUUGUCUAGGCUCUAGAGCUUUAGGAAAUGGAAUGGUUGUCCUCUCUUUCGAAAUUUCCUUGGUAGAAUCUAUAAAAUCCUCUUCUACUCCUAUUUGAUUUUGUUUUGGGUUGUCCACGUUUUCUUUUUCUUCUAAUGUUUGAGGAUAAGGAUCAGCUAAGAUCUUACCACUCCUUAAUACAUUCACUGUCCUAACAUUUUCAUUUCGUGGGUUUUUUCCUAGAUUCAUGCUACUAGACUCCCCUUGCUGAAAUCCUAUUGUUGGGCAGUUCCCUAGAUUUUCUAUGGGCUGACUAGGUAGCUGUCCCUCUUCUCUCUUAUUCCCAAGAGCCUCUAUAAUUUGUUUCUGGUGCAGCAUCAUUUGGUUCAUAGUUUGUUGCAUCAUUUGGCUCAUUUGCUGCAUCAUUUCCAUAGCAUCAAGUUGGAUUUGAGAGGACUGAUUUUUCUGAAAUUUGUUUUCUUGUUUUGGACGAAAUUCAGAGUUUGAAUUGGGUCUAAGUGCUUCUGGAUUUUGAAUAUUAUUUGGGUCUCUCCAUGAAAAACUAUUCCUCCAAUUAGGAUUAUAAGAAUUUGAAAAAGGUUCCUUGUUUCUAUUAAAACCGUGAGCUACUUGCACUUGUUCUUGCAUAGGGUGAAAUGAUUGAUCUAAAUUAUAACAUUGAAAUUCAGAAUAAUCGUUUUCACCAUACAUAGGACAUGUACUAUUCGAAUUAAGUUGAGGGUUAAAAGGCUUUCUAAUAUUGUCAAUAAGUAAAUCAAUUUUUUCUAAUCUUUGAUUAAUCUGAUUAACCUCAUUUCUAAGUUUAGAAUCAUCAUCAUGAUGCAAUUCAUAAAUUCCUCUCUUCUUAUCCCUGUCAUAUAAUUCAAAAGAGGCUUGAUCUCUAGAAUUUUCACUUAAAUUCUCAUAAAGACUGUAAAUCUCAUCAGGAGUUUUCUCCAUAAAAGCUCCUCCACAUAUAGAAUCAACCAUAUUUCUAUGUUGUUCUAAUAAUCCAUCAUAAAAAAUUCUAUUGAGCUGCCACUUGGGUAUAGCAUGAUGAGGACACUUUCUAAGUAAAUCUUUAAAUUUUUCCCAUGUCUCAUGCAAAGUUUCUCCUGGUCUUUGAGAAAAACUCCAUAUAUGUUUUCUCAUAUUUUGAGUUUUUCCUAAGGGAUAAAAUUUUCGAAGAAAGGCCUGUUCUAUAUCUUUCCAAGCUAGUUAAUUCUCUAUCUAAUGUGGAUAGCCAAUGACUAGCUUUGUCCCUAAGUGUAUGAGGGAAUAAUUUCAUCUUAAUAAUUUCCGGUGUAACUUGAGGGAGAUUAACUAAAUCACAGACCAUAUGAAAUUUUUCCAAGUGCUGAUGAGGUUCCUCUAAAGGCAAUCCAUGAAAAUUAGGGAGCAUUUGAAAAAUUCCUAGAUUUAUUUCGAAUUUAACAGUGGGUGCUAAUGGGACUCUAAUAUUGGAUGCUCUUUGAAAUGAAUCAGGGAUAUAAUGAUUUUUCAUGGCCAUAGGAUUGUUCUCAGUUUGACCUGUACUUCCUUCAGGAUCCAUCAAAAUUAAUUUUUCUUUCGGAUUUUUCUUUUUGAAUGAAAUAAUGAAAGGAUUUUCUAGCCUUGGAUGCAAGGAUCUUCUACCAUGCAUAAAAAUAAAUAAAUUCGAGGGAAAAAGUUAGUAACUGUUACCCUCCUUCAGGAUGCUCCAGUCCUUGCCGUGCUUCUUUUCGUUCCCUUUUUCUAAUAAAAAUCGGCAAAAAGAAAAUAAAACAAGAGUUAAGUUAUUAUUUUUAUUUUUUUUAUUUUGUACUCUAAGAGAAAAAUAGAAAAAUACUAAAUAUUAUGCAAUACAUCCCCGGCAACGGCGCCAAAAUUUGACGUGACUCAGUCGUUGUAUAUUAAAUCACGCAAAUCUAAAAUUUAUAAAACUAGAAAAUACGAAUUUCCGGAUAUUUAGAAGUAUUUAUAAAUAAAUAUAUUAAUUAUAAUUUAAUAAAAGUUCCAAAAAUAGCGGUAAUUUCCCAGGUCGAUCACAGGGAUGUAAUAUAAUAUUUUGUAAUUAUUCAGAGUUUUUCUCAAUGAAUACGAUUUUCUAUGAAUUUUAUACUAGGAAAUGAAAAGGAAAUAUAUUUAAAAUUCACAAAAAAAAAGAGGAAAUAAGGGUGUGGACGACAGGAUGACGUCAGCGCCCGGCGAACGCGAAUCGGGCGGAAACAGAGUUCCGCCCGGCGAUUAAAAGCCGGAAGAAUCGUAAUUGAACGAAGUAUAGUUUGGUAAAUUAAAAUCACACAAAGUAUCACUAAAUAAAGCAUAAAUUAAAUUGAAAGCAGGAAACCAGAGUUCCGACGUCGCGACGGCGAUGCGUCGGCGAUGCACCGGAAUCCUGAGCGUUCGGGAGGAUCGUCGUGCAGUGUCCACGGCCUCGAAGGCUCUCCUUGGACAAAGACGACGUGGGCAAUCUCUAGAUCUUCUCGCGAAGUCUAGAGAUCAAUGAAGUGGGUCGUCGAGUCGUCUCCGGCGGCUGUCACCCGGCGGAGCGGAAAAACGGCGACUUUGCGGCUCUCCGGCGGCUGUCACCCGACGGAGAGGAGCUGGAUGGAGGUGGGGCGCGUGUCAGGGAGCUUCAUCCUCAGGUCCGCGCAGCAAGAGGAGGCUCUUCAUCGCAUCUGGUACGCUCUCAGGAGGUGGCGACUGGUCUCCCGGCGGAUCGUCCUCUUCCCGACGAUGGCUUGUUCGUCGAUCAAUCGGAGAUGAUUUACUCGAUGGAUUGCGAUCCUUUUAUCGCGAAUCGUUCAACAAUUUUAGUAGCAAUGCUCCGCGAAUCGCGUUGACGAGAUUUUCGCCGAUGAUCCAGCGAUUCCGGUUGCUUAAUCCUUCACCGGCGAUCUGCAAGAAAGUCGUGAUAAUCAGUUAAAAAUAUAUGAAUUUUGACUCUGGGCGGAUUCGAACCCGCAGCGGUCGCCCGCCCCUGAGCAAGGUGUGACGCGGGUUUAGUCUCACAUCGGUUGUGCGCGGAUUAUUCGGGCGAAUAUAUAGUAAAGUUAGCUUUCUAGGCAAAGUCCUCUCGCGUGUACGACCACUCCUUGCCCCACAGCCGGCUGGCCACCGGUGACGUGGAAGGGGAGUGGCGCACACGUGCCCCUAUCGAUCCAAGCAAGCCGCUCGAACCCCUGCUCGCGGCUACUCCCCGACUACGCUUCCGACCCGCUUGCGGGCCCGGCUGGCCGGCGGGUCCCCCCAUUUUGCAAUAUUUUUAUUUUUAUUUCUUGUUCUUCAUUUAUCUCAAAACUAAGACUAUAAAAAUCGUAUAAAAUCACAUAAUUACCCAAAAAUUCACGUUAAUCAACUGAAAACCACUUUUCAUGCUUUAACACAAAUAUAAGUCUAUUUAUCAUGAGUUAAGGCUAAAACUAUAUUAUUUACUAAUUAUUAACUCAUGAUAAUGAAGACUUAUCAAGGGGCGAUGGGCUGCCUAGGGCAGAUCAAAUCAGAGUUUCCUUUAUAUUUAUAUGAAUAUCACAUUAGGCAUGACCAUUUCCAAAGAUCUUGGAAAUCUCCACUAUAUUUUUAUAUAUAUGGUAUUCCUUAGUAACAUUUGCAUUAUUGGGCUUUAUUGAAAAUUUAUUUGUGGGUAUUUUGAUGAAGGUAUACACCAGAUUCCUCCUCUAUCUCUAUAAGAAUGUUAUCUAUUAUCAUUCUAUUUUAUAUCUGAUAUAUAUCUUAGCAAAGAUCUAUGUAUCUAUGAGAGCAUUGCUGCAGUAUUUCAUUGCCUCAUUAUGAUCAAAAAUCUAUUACUAUGACUACUAGACUUAUUUAUAGUAUGGCAUAGAGACCACAUUGCUAUGUUCUCUAUUACAAUCAGGAUUAGAUAUCUGACUUGUCAAAGUAGUGCACCCAAUUUUAGUGUUACCCUUUUGGAGGAAGCACACCCUCAAAACAGCAAAGAGUGGUUCGUUCAAGAACUAAAUUAGAAUAAAAUGUUCUUCCUAACAACCUCAAAACUAUAGUUCUGUUUCUGUUUCCAUUUUAAAUUCCCUUUUCUGAUAGCGAGUCAAAGGAGAAAUAACUUAGUAACAACUUUUUCACAGCCUCCAUUCUGUAAACAGCAAAUAGACGAUAACUACAAGCUUGAUUUUAAUCAAGCAAACACAAUCUUGGAAUUCAAUCUAUCUCCUACUAAAUUCAUCUUCAUUGAAUAAAAAAUCUAUUUUUUUGGCUAUGACAUCUUACUAUAAUAAGCUAGCUCUUGUAGGGUAACAAGUUAGAGUGAUCCAUCCCGUGGUAAUUUAUUCUUCCCUAAGUUACAUUAUUUUCUUUAAUAAUUUUUUUUAAAGGAUUUUUGGGGAUGUAUGAUUAUAUCUUCACUUAUAAAUGUACUAGAAAUAAUUUCAGCUCUCCCAUUGAGCACAUGAUAAAUAUAAAAAAUUUUCCGUACUCAUUUUCUUUUGAAAAUAAGCCAUGUAAAUCUACAUUGCCAAGUAUUUUUGUAACAAGGAUGUUAGCUGCUCUGCAUGAGAUCCUUGUUGAGUUCAAUGAUCUAGUACACUAAGAGCUCAAUUUCUCCGAACAAGGAGGAUUUAAUUUCUCCAAGAUGAUCUUACAUGGGGUUGGGGGUCCUUCCUUUAGUUCCGAUGUGGGAUUAAGGAUUGGAUCCUGCCCCAUUAGGGUGAUGAUCUCCCUCUGUCGGAUGAUGUCAUGCUCAUGACAUCAUCCUCCAUUGUUGAGUCCUUAUCUUGGGUGUUGUGCUGCGUGCGGGUGCCGUGUCAUGCGCAGACAAUGUGCCACCCGUGGGUGUCGUGCUGCGCAUGGGUGUUGUACUGUCUGUUGCCCCCGUGUUGUUGCACGCGAUUGUCGCUCCGCUGUACGUAGGCACCAUGUUGGUCUGCAUAGUUGUCGUGUUGUGACAAUAGUUGGUAUGUGUUGCCAGUCCCUGGUAACAUUUUCCCCCUUCGGUGAAGUCUGGCAUCUUUGUCGGAUGGUGUUAUCAACAUGCUUGGAUUAGGUCCUCAAACUGUCAUAGGUCCACCUCUUUUUCCCAUGUUGUAGCCUCUCGAGGUUGUUCUGCCCAUUGCACCAAAUAGAAUGUGUUGCGGUGUGCAUGGUUACGUCCUCCUUUGUUGAUGACUUGGUGAUCUAAAAUGGGAGCUGCUACUUGGUCAAAGUGUGUUUGUACCAUUGGUGGGGGGUGGUGGGGCUGGUUAUGCUCUAGGUAGUCCACAUCUGCAUAGUAAGCUUUUAGCAAGGAGAUGUGAAAUACCGGGUGGAUUGGGAGUUGAGGGGGGAGUCGUAGACGAUAUGCCAGACAUCCUAUGUAGGUGAUGAUCUAGAAAGGCCCGUCAAAUCUUAUGACCAAUCUGCUAUGGCACUUUAGUCUUUGCAGACUCUUGUGGGUAGGGUAGAUGCAGAGUAGUACCUAGUCCCCUACAUCAUAUUCAACCUCUUGUUGGUGUCGAUUGACAUUUUUCUUCAUCCACUGAACAACUCUAGCAAGAGCUUUGCGGGCUUCUUCUGGAUGGUCAUGAUGGUUCUUAACAAACUAGUAGGUGGCUGGUAGAUAUCUUGGUCCCUAUUGUUUCACCAAUUCUAAAGGCGUCAAUGGUUACCUCUCCGUAGUAAGUUCAAAUGGGGAGUGUCUAGUGGAGACACAUUGCUGGAUGUUAUGGGCAAAUUUGCACAACGUCCAAGAGCUCCACCCAAUUGUCUUACCUAGUGGUAAUAUAAUGUCUCAAUUAAUCUUUUAGUAUGCCAUUGACUCUCUCUUUUAAUUUAUUAGUCUACAAGUGGAAUGUUGUGGAGAAACUUAGUUCGGUACCCAAGAAGGUGAAGAGAGCUAACCAAAAUCUCCUAGUGAACUGGGGGUCACGAUCCAAGACAAUGUCCCAUGGGAGGCCCAGCCGCUUCUACUUUACACUCCAAUCAAGUUGGUAUAAAUGUGACAUAUUUAGAGAACUUGUCGACCACCACCAAGAUGGUGUCCAAACCCCCCACCCGUGGUAGUCAUAUGAUGAAGUCCAUUGAUAGGAAUCCCCAUAGUCCUUCUAGGAUGGAUAAUAGCACCAAUGUUCCGAUUGAGUAGUGUCGCUCUACUUUAUCCUAUUGACAUAUAAAAUAAGAGCAGACGUAUGAUUUCACAUCCCGCUCCAUGUUCGGCCAAUAGUAACUUCCUGAUAGGAGGGCUAGUGUCCUCUAUUGUCUCGAGUGUCUAGCAAGGGGCGCAUCAUGUGUCUCCCGAAGUAGCCGAUGUCGGAGUUGCCCCCCUUAUGAGAGAAAAGAUUAUUGGCCCUUUGUAUAAAAGAUGCCUUCUUCCAUCCAGAAACGACAUGUUUUGCGUAACUCUAUCUAUUGGAUUAGUUGUUUAGCUGUGGAGUCUAUGGUAUAUGAUGCUCGAAUCUCAUCCAAAAAGUCCCCUGUACUUGUCGAGAGUGUAGUUGCUUCUGCUAUGGCUCCUUGAUGGCUCAAUGCGUUGGUGACCACGUUGAUUUGUCCCAAUUUAUAUUUGAGUGCGAAGUUGUACUCUACUAAGAAGUCCUACCAUCUUGCUUGUUUUGGUGAUAAUUUCUUCUGGGAGUUGAAACAACUUGUUGCUAUAUUAUCGGUGUAGAUUGUGAAGUAUUGACCAAGUAAGUAGUGUCUCUAUAUGUAUAAGCAAUGGAUCACUACCGUCAUCUUUUUCUCAUGCACCGAGUACCGUUGUUUUGUGUCAUUUAGCUUCCUCCCUUCAAAAGUCACUAGGUGCUCAUUCUACAUCAACACCCUUCCGAUGGUCAUUUCUGAAGCAUCUGUAUAUACUUCAAACAGUUUAUUAAAGUUUGAGAGCUAUAAGAUUGGUUCUUACAUGAUUGUUAACCAAAGGUCAUCAAAUGCCUAUUGACAUUCAUUUGACCAUUUUCAUUUCUGAUCUUUCUUGAGGAGUCUUGUUAGUAGGGCCCUUAUGUGAUAGAAGCUCUUGAUAAACUUGCAAUAAUAGUUAGCCAAUCUUAGGAAUGAUCGUAAUUCCAGCACUCCUUUUUAGUUCAGGCCAUUCUUUGAUUGCUAACACCUUCUUAUGAUCUAUGUAUACUUUUUCACUUUCGAUCACAUGACCUAGGAAUUCCACCUCUUUCAUGACAAAGAUGGAUUUAGAAGGGUUCAAAUAUAAUUGAUGACAUUUUAGUGUCUCCAAUAUUUGACGUAAGUGCAAUAUAUUCUUUUAAAUUACAACUGUACACUAAGAUGUCAUCAAGGUAGACCACUGCAAACUUGUCUAAAAAGGGUCAAAAGAUAUGAUUCAUUAAAGUACAGAAUGUUGUUGGAGCAUUAGUCAACCCAAACAAGAUGACUAUAAAUUCAUAUGAUCUAUAUUGUGUGACACAAGCCGUUUUUUGCUCAUCCCAUUCUAGGAUGCAAACUUGAUGAUAUCUACUUUUCAAAUCUAGUUUUAAGAAUAUUCUCACUACUCCCAACUUGUUGAACAAGUCUUCUGCAUUAGGAACUGAGUACUUGUUCUUUAUUGUCAUCUUAUUCAAGGCUUUAUAAUCCACACAAAGUCUCAACAUUUCGUCUUUCUUCUGUUGAAAGAGAACAGGAACCCCAAAUGGUGCAUGUGAGGGCCGUAUAUGUCCUACCUCUAGUGGUUCUUCCAGUUGUUUCCUUAGUUCUAAGUGGGCUAGAGGCAUCUUGUAUGGGGCUCUAGCUGGUGAGUUCUCUUAGUAACAAUUCAAUUGCAUGUUCUAUGUCUCACUUGGGUGGUAAUUUAGCAAGUAAUUUAUGUAGCAUGAUGUCAUAGAAUUCAUUAAGUAAUGGUAAUACUUGUGGAUGUCCCCUCUUCUAACCUUCUUCCCUAGCUUCUUGUAGAGUGACAAAAAAUGUCUUCGCCUCGUGCUGCAAUUGAUUUUUCAGCUGCAUGGUUGAGAUGGUUUGUGGUCUUACUACCUCUUGAGUGGUCCCUUAUACAAAACAAGAAUGUUUCCUUCUGCAUAUCAAGUCAUUAUAGUGGAGGAAUAUUCCUGCCUUUGUUGUGGUUGUGAAGUUAGCCCCAAAGAUGACAUCAAAAUUAUCCAUCCGUAAUACUAGGAAGUCCAACUGGUCUUCCCAUGUACCUAUCUCUAUCUUCACUUGUUGGGCUAGUCCCACUGAGGUUUAAGCUUCAGAGUUGAUAGCCUUGAUCUUGUUGUUGGUACAGACCAGGCUCAACUUGAGGCGGUGGGCUUCUUUUUCUGAUAGAAAGUUGUGGGUGACCCCCAAGUCCACCAAUGCUUUUGUCAAAGUAGAGUUGAUAAUCACCUUUACGAAGAGUAGUUUCCUAGGACCCUCCUGUAUGGCUUUCACUUGUAUCACAUUAAGAAGUUGAAUGGUGUUUAGAUUUGGUACCUCUUCGAUUAUUAGUGGCAGCUAUGUCGAUUGGCUCAAGUGAGACAAUUUACACUCUAGUGAGGGCCACCACAUGUGGCACCCUAUCCACUUGGGUCCCUCAAUUUGUAAAGGAAUCUCAUUCCAACUUGGAUUGUGGUUGCCUUGACCCACUCCCGUCUAGGAUGGUCCUCCUCGUCCCCGGUUGGUAUUAUGACCUCGACUCCCUUGAGAUGUGUCAUUAUUGCUAUCUACUUGUUAGCAUCAGUUGUAUAUUAGUCUGUCUACCACCAUCAUUGUUCCUCAAAUGUCAUGGAACCCUUGUCUUUGGAUUUCAUUUUGAGCCCAUAUUUGGAGUCCUUCCAUGAAAUAAUGAAGCUUAUCUUCCUCGUCCAUCCGAGGUACUUCCAACACUAGCAUAGAAAAUUUCUCCACAUAUUCUUAGAUGGACCCGGUGUGGUUGAGUUAGUUGUCUCAUCACGAUUUAGGUAGUUUGGCUUGAGUUCGCCAAACGAAACUGGUCCCAAAGUUUACGCAUAAAUUCCUCACAGUCAGUCAUUGGUGGUCUUGAGUAGUCUUCCAUUCAGAGCCUCCACCAAGUCUUUGCAUGCUCGGUGAGGAAUAGGCUGCCCACAAACACUUUCUCUUCUUUUGAGGUAGUGUUAGAGUUGACAUACCUCUGUAGAUCCUAGAUGAAGUUCUCAAUUAGCAUAGCAUCUCGUUUUGCACGAGAUCCUUGUUAAGUUCAAUGAUCUAGUACACUAAGAGCUCAAUUUCUCCAAACAGAGAGGAUCUAGAUUUCUCCAAGAUGAUCUUACAUGGGGUCGGAGGUCUUUCUUUAAAUAAGGUCCCUUGGUGGGUCCUCCCUUUAGUUCCGAUGUGGGAUUAAGGUUUGGAUCCCACCCCUUUAGGGUGAUGAUUGACGUGACUCAGUCGUUGUAUAUUAAAUCACGCAAAUAUAAAAUUUAUAAAACUAGAAAAUACAAAUUUUCAGAUAUUUAGAAGUAUUUCUAAAUAAAUAUAUCAAUUAUAAUUCAAUAAAAAUUCCAAAAAUAGCGGUAAUUUCUCAGGUCGAUCACAGGGAUGUAAUAUAAUAUUUUGUAAUUAUUCAGAUUUUUUCUCAAUGAAUACGAUUUUCUAUGAAUUUUAUACUAGGAAAUAAGAAGGAAAUAUAUUUAAAAUUCACGAAAAAAAAGGAAAUAAGGGUGCGGACGUCAGGAUGACGUCAGCGCCCGGCGAACGCGAAUCGGGCAGAAACAGAGUUCCGCCCGGUGAUUCUUACGUAAGCGAUUACAAACGAUUUAAUUAAUCAAAUUAAGAUCUGUAAAAGCCAGAAGAAUCGUAAUAGAACAAAGUAUAUUUUGGUAAAUUAAAAUCACAAAAACUAUCACUAAAUGAAGCGUAAAGUAAGUUGAAAGCAAGAAAACAGAGUUCCGGCGUCGCGACGGCGAUGCGUCGGCGAUGCACCGGAAUCCUGAGCAUUCGGGAGGAUCGUUGUGCAGUGUCCACGGCUUCAAAGGCUCUCCUUGGACAAAGACGACGUGGGCAAUCUCUAGAUCUUCUCGCGAAGUCUAGAGAUCAAUGAAAUGGGUCGCUGAGUCGUCUCCGGCGGCUGUCACCCGGCGGAGCAGAAAAACGGCGACUUUGUGGCUCUCCGGUGGCUGUCACCUGACGGAGAAGAGCUGGAUGGAGGUGGGGCGCGUGUCAGUGAGCUUCAUCCUCAGGUCCGCGCAGCAAGAGGAGGUCGCAUCUGGUACGCUCUCAGGAGGUGGCGACUCGUCUCCCGGCAGAUCGUCCUCUUCCCGACGACGGCUUGUUCGUCGAUCAAUCGGAGAUGAUUUACUCGAUGGAUUGCGAUCCUUUUAUCGCGAAUCAUUCAGCAAUUUUAGUAGCAACGCUCCGUGAAUCGCAUUGACGAGAUUUUCGCCGAUGAUCCAGCGAUUCUGGUUACUUAAUCCUUCACCGGCGAUCUGUAGGAAAGUCGCGAUAAUCAGAUAAAAAGAUAUGAAUUUUGACUCUAGGAGGAUUCGAACCCGCGCUGGUCGCCUGCCUGUGAGGAAGGUGUGACGCGGGUUUAGUCCCAUAUUGGUUGUGCGCCGAUUUUUCGGGCGAAUAUAUAGUAAUGUUAGCUUCGGAAGCAAAGUCACUUCUCUUGCGUGUAUGACCACUCCUUGCCCCACAGCCGGCUGGCCACCGGUGACGUGGAAGGGGAGUGGCGCACACGUGCCCCUAUCGGUCCAAGCUAAGCCGCUCGAGUCCCUGCUCGCGGCUACUCCCGACUGCGCUUCCGACCCGCUUGCGGGCCCGGCUGGCCGGCGGGUCCCCCCAUUUUACAAUAUUUUUAUUUUUAUUUCUUGUUCUUCAUUUAUCUGAAAAGUAAGACUGUAAAAAUCGUAUAAAAUCACAUAAUUACCCAAAAAUUCACGUUAAUCAACUGAAAACCACUUUUCACACUUUAACACAAAUAUAAGUCUAUUUAUCAUGAGUUAAGGCUAAAACUAUAUUAUUUACUAAUUAUUAACUCAUGAUAAUGAAGACUUAUCACACCCCCCAACUUAAAUCAUUGCUAGUCCCUUAGCAAUGGAAUUACGAAAAUAAAAAUUUACAAAUUUCAAACAUCAUAUUUCAAUACAAAAAAAAUAAAAAUACAAUUAGAAAUGAUGCACCUUUAGACACUUUGGACUCUUAUAUCAAGUCUUUAAGAAUAAUGUCAAGCACUUAAAUGUUUAAACACUCCUUGGAAUAACAAUCUAGACUUCACUUCUUCUAUUCACAUCUUUAUCACUUCUUCACUCAUAGAUAUAUUUACAAGAUGUUCCAAUUAUCAAUACUCAUCCAAGAAUAAUAUUGAUCCUACAUUUCCCUUUUUCUAUGGCUUGAUUGUUUGAAGUUUGCACUAUAUUUCUUCUUUCUCUUUUUAUUUUAUAUAUAUAUAUAGUGGAUAAGUAGCUUUUCCUGUAGACAAAUUUCGACAAUAAGAAUGAUGUCUCACACCCUCCAUGUGUACUCUUCAUUUUCAGGGCUUUCACUUUAUCCAUUUAUUUUGCAGCAAGUGUUUUUCUAUGCACGAUUUUCGACAAUGAGAAUGAUGUCUCACACCCUCUAUGUGUACUCUUCGUUUCUAGAUUUUUCACAUUGCUCUCUCUCUUUUUUUUUUGAAAUAAGUGAUUUCUCCUCACAAGUCCUAUAGAUCAGGGUGCAAAAAUCAAUAUUAAACUCAAAUGAUCAAUCAAAUUUUCACAUCACGUAAAUAUUAUUCAUCAAGAUCAUGAAGUGAAAAUCUGUAAAAUCAAAUCCAUGUUAUCUAUCAUGUAUCCAAGGAGUAUUCCAACAUUUCAUGCUACUAGAUCAUUCUUUUGAUUCAAUAAUAAUCUUCCUAGUAUCUUUUGGUAUCAAUCAAUCUAAUUGAUUUAAUUUUUCAUGCAUGCAAUAUGAUGUAAGAGAUUUGUAAAUUAGAUAGUUCUGACAGUUCUGUUUUCUAUUUUCAGUUCUAUUUUUAGCAGCAAUAAAUUUGUCAAAAAUAAAUCAAAACUAUCCUCUUUAUAGCUGUAAUUUCGAAUUUCAGUAAUAUAUAUCUAGGGGAUUGAAAUGUGAGAAAAGGGUCUUCUAGAAUUUCAAAUUUCGGGUUGUUUUUUGUCUGCUGUUUUUGACAAUCUGUUGUUUCUGACAGAAAACCAGAAAAUAGAUGUUGCAAUUUUUCCGAAUUCGGCGAUCUUUUUUUUUAUUUUUUUAGUUGCUGUUCUAAGUUGAAUAAAUGCAAACACAUGUUCUUAAUCGUCCUACAGCAUAAAUUAAUAAUGAAUACUUCACCCCCCAACUUAAAAAUGACAUUGUACUCAAUGACACAGAAAAAUCGAAACAGAAUAUGCAGAAAAUAUAAUUUUCAAGUGAAGCAUGCAUAUAUGCAAAGUUUAGCAUUAAAAAUGUUGUCAUAAAUGAUAAAGCUCCGAAAGACAUCACCUCAACCUCGUUUUUAAUUUUCACUUCGUCUUACACGUGUCCUCCUGCACUUUUUCGAAAAAACAAAUACAAAAACAAGUACUGCAAAAUUCUAAGAAAAGUAGAGCUAAAAAAAAAAAAUUAAACAAAAUGAAAUAAAAACCAUGGGUUGCCUCCCAUGGAGUGCUGAAUUUAAUCUCUUCAGCUGGACAGCUCUUAGAUCAUAUAAGAUGAUCUAUGGCCAUCAAAAUAUAUUUGUAUCCCAAGGUAAGUUUCAUGAUAUUCUUUUUCAAAUUUAGCAUAAAUUCAUAUACUUCAUAUAUAUACCUUGACAUACUUUCAGCCAAAAUAAGAUGGAAAUUAACAAAAUUUUCCCAAAAAUAAUAUUUCCAUUUUGAAAAGAAUCUUUUCUCAUUUCUAUCUUGUUUUGUAAGGCUCUCAUUCAUUAAUAAAUACUUCCUAUUAAUAGACCAUAAAAUGUGAUCAGGCCAUAUAAUUUUCGAAUUAGCUCUUACCCAAUCUAAAUUUUUUUCAUCUAAAUUGAUAUCUCUAAUUCUUCCACUCACCCAUUUCUUAAUGUCUUCUUUUAUCUGCAUAAUCUUCCCCUGCUCCAUUUUAUCUUCCAUACAUAUUUGUUCAAUUUGUGAGGAGUGAAAUAUUUCAAGCUUAGAAGUAAUUCUAAUGGGCUGUGGAUUUUGAAGGAUGGAAGGAUUGUCUUCUUUAAUCUCAGAUCUAAUGAAUUCAGUAAAAUUCAAAUUUUCUCCUCCAAAAUUAUCUCUAUAUUCAUAUUCAUUAUUUUCGUUUCUCCCCAUUAGUUGAAUCAACUCUUUUUCUAGUUUUUCGUUUGUCAACUCAUCAAAUUCUUCAUCUUCCCAAGAGCUAUCUUUUAAUUUCGGUAUAUGAUAUACAUCAUCCUCCUCACUAUCAACAUCCAUGGCUGCAAAAUUAUGAUUAGAUUUAUUAAUUUCGUCUCCUACAUCAACUGAUUUUUCCUCACCUGAAAUAUGUUUUUCUUCAUUUCUGUCCAUACUCCCUUCUACUAAAAUUUGGAUGAUUUUUUCAUGAUCAGCUGCUGUUUCUUCAUCUAAGGGCUCUUUCUCCUCAUCAUCCUCACUAUAUUCAUUCAUCAAUUGUGAGCAAUAAAUUAUUUUAUUCAAAUUUUCUGCUACUAUAUUUUCAGCAUUAAUAUUCUCAUUUACUUCUAAUGGCUCAUCGAUUUCUUCUAAUAAUUGGAAAUAAGGAUCAAGUAAAAUAUUCUCACUCAAUGUAUUCACUGACCUAACAUUUUCAUUUCGUGGGUUUUUUUCUAAAUUUAUCCAGCUAGACUCUCCUUGCUGAAAUCUUACUGUUGGACAGUUUCCUGAAUUUUCUAUGGGCGGACUAGGUGACUGUCCCUCUUCUCUCUUAUUCCCAAGAGCCUCUAUAAUUUGUUUCUGGUGCAGCAUCAUUUGGUUCAUAGUUUGUUGUAUCAUUUGGCUCAUUUGCUGCAUCAUUUCUAUAGUAUCAUGUUGGGUUUGAGAGGGCUGAUUUUUCUGAAAUCUGUUUUCUUGUUUUUGACGAAAUUCAGAGUUUGAAUUAGAUCUAAGUGCUUCUAGAUUUUGAAUAUUAUUUGGGUUUCUCCACGAAAAAUUAUUCCCCCAAUUAGGAUUAUAAGAAUUAGAAAAAUAUUCCCUAUUUUUACUAAAAUCGUGGGGUACCUACACUUGUUCUUGCCUAGGAUGAUAUUGAAAUUCGAAAUGAUCAUUUUCACCAUACAUAGGAUCUGUACUAUUUGAAUUAAAUUGAGGGUUAAGAGGCUUUCUAAUAUUGUCAAUAAGAAAAUCAAGUUUUUCUAAUCUUUGAUUAAUCUGAUUAACCUCAUUUCUAAGUUUAGAUUCAUUAUCAUGAUGCAAUUCAUGAAUUCCUCUCUUCUUAUCCCUAUCAUAUAAUUCAAAAGAGGCUUGAUCUCUAGAAUUUUCACUUAAAUUCUCAUAAAGACUGUAAAUCUCAUCAGGGGUUUUCUCCAUAAAAGCUCCUCCACAUAUAGAAUCAAUCAUAUUUCUAUGUUGUUCUAAUAAUCCAUCAUAAAAAAUUCUAUUGAGCUGCCACUUGGGUAUAACAUGCUGAGGACAUUUUCUAAGUAAAUCUUUAAAUGUUUCCCAUGUCUCAUGUAAAGUUUCUCCUGGUCUUUGAGAAAAAUUCCAUAUAUGUUUUCUCAUAUUUUGAGUUUUUCCUAAGGGAUAAAAUUUUCGAAGAAAUGCCUGUUCUAUGUCUUUCCAGCUAGUUAAUUCUCUAUCUAAUGUGGAUAGCCAAUGGCUAGCUUUGUCCCUAAGUGUAUGAGGGAAUAAUUUCAUCUUAAUAAUUUCCGGUGUAACUUGAGGGAGAUUAACUAAAUCACAGACCAUAUGAAAUUUUUCUAAGUGCUGAUGAGGUUCCUCUAAAGGCAAUCCAUGAAAAUUAGGGAGCAUUUGAAAAAUUCCUGGAUUUAUUUCGAAUUUAACAUUGGGUGCUAAUGGGACUCUAAUAUUGGAUGCUCUUUGAAAUGAAUCAGGGAUAUAAUAAUUUUUCAUGGCCAUAAGAUUUUUCUCAGUUUGACCUGUACUUUCUUCAGGAUCUAUCAAAAUUAAUUUUUCUUUCAGAUUUUUAGUUUUGAAUGAAAUAAUGAAAGGAUUUUCUAGCCUUGGAUGCAAGGAUCUUCUACCAUACAUAAAAAUCAAUAAAUUCGAGGGAAAAAUUUAGUAAUUGUUACCCUCCUUUAGGAUGCUCUAGUCCUUGCCUUGCUUCUUUUCGUUCCCUAAAAAAAAUCGGCAAAAAGAAAAUAAAACAAGAGUUAAAUUUUUUUUGUGUACUCUAAGAGAAAAAUAGAAAAAUACUAAAUAUUAUGCAAUACAUCCCCGGCAACGGCGCCAAAAUUUGACGUGACUCAGUCGUUGUAUAUUAAAUCACGUAAAUAUAAAAUUUAUAAAACUAGAAAAUACAAAUUUUCGGAUAUUUAGAAGUAUUUCUAAAUAAAUAUAUCAAUUAUAAUUCAAUAAAAAUUCCAAAAAUAGCGGUAAUUUCCCAGGUCGAUCACAGGGAUGUAAUAUAAUAUUUUGUAAUUAUUCAGAUUUUUUCUCAAUGAAUACGAUUUUCUAUGAAUUUUAUACUAGGAAAUAAGAAGGAAAUAUAUUUAAAAUUCACGACAAAAAAGGAAAUAAGGGUGCGGACGUCAGGAUGACGUCAGCGCCCGGCGAACGCGAAUCGGGCGAAAACAGAGUUCCGCCCGACGAUUCUUACGUAAGCGAUUAUAAACGAUUUAAUUAAUCAAAUUAAGAUCUGUAAAAGCCGGAAGAAUCGUAAUAGAACAAAGUAUAUUUUGGUAAAUUAAAAUCACAAAAACUAUUACUAAAUGAAGCGUAAAGUAAGUUGAAAGCAAGAAAACAGAGUUCCGGCGUCGCGACGGCGAUGCGUCGGCGAUGCACCGGAAUCCUAAGCAUUUGGGAGGAUCGUUGUGCAGUGUCCACGGCCUCGAAGGCUCUCCUUGGACAAAGACGACGUGGGCAAUCUCUAGAUCUUCUCGCGAAGUCUAGAGAUCAAUGAAAUGGGUCGCUGAGUCGUCUCCGGCGGCUGUCACCCGGCGGAGCCGAAAAAUGGCGACUUUGCGGCUCUCCGGCGGCUGUCACCCGACAGAGAGGAGCUGGAUGGAGGUGGGGCGCGUGUCAGGGAGCUUCAUCCUCAGGUCUGUGCAGCAAGAGGAGGCUCUUCAUCGCAUCUGGUACGCUCUCAGGAGGUGGCGACUCGUCUCCCGGCAGAUCGUCCUCUUCCCGACGACGGCUUGUUCGUCGAUCAAUCGGAGAUGA
Messenger RNA from Spirodela intermedia, 24699 nucleotides. The record is from the annotation of a GenBank genome assembly. NCBI's taxonomy places the organism in Eukaryota, Viridiplantae, Streptophyta, Magnoliopsida, Alismatales, Araceae.